Messenger RNA from Saccostrea echinata, 656 nucleotides. RefSeq names its product complement C1q-like protein 4. The record is from RefSeq and is a predicted model, not a curated record. Lineage: Eukaryota; Metazoa; Mollusca; Bivalvia; Ostreida; Ostreidae. Gene Ontology annotation, molecular function: protein binding. Bases 125 to 556 code for a protein of 143 amino acids. The transcript is spliced from 2 exons.
UAUCUAUCCAGUACCUUGUUUGUGGUUGACAUUUUACUUGAAUUAUGUCAGCGGUGCCUGUAGCAAUAGUUACACAAAAAUCUUGAUCAAAGACCAACUAAAAACUUUAGAGAAAACAGUCAACAUGGCUACGGACAGUAUCUGCUGUAACCCGGCUCCAUUAAAACCGAUAGCGUUCCAUGCUGAAAUAAAAUCUGAUAGAACUUACAAAGGCGGGUCAGUAUGGAUCUAUGAAAAUGUUGUUACAAAUGAAGGUGGUGCCUACAAUCCUGCCACGGGAAAGUUCACUGUUCCUAGGAAAGGUCUAUACUUGUUUACUUGGUACACUCUCAGUAACCCAAGUACGUCUUCUCAUGCCGGGUUAUAUGUAAAUGGAAAGAUAAAGGGAAGACAGGCCUCAAAUAAUGCAGAUGGUGGGAAAAAGUGGAUUACCUCUGGUAGCAACAUUGCGCUUGCACUAAAGGAAGGGGAUGAAGUGUUUAUUAUGGAUGCCCAUGGCUGGACGUCACAAAUUCGAGGCUUAUGGACCAGCUUUGGUGGUGUACAGAUCAGCUAAAAGACAAAAUCUUGUAUCAGUUAUAUGUAUUGCUUUCAGCUGGAAAUUCAGUUGUCUUUAAUAAAGUCGAAUUAUUCGAAAUUCUAAAACCUGCAGAUAA